Messenger RNA from Chrysemys picta bellii (western painted turtle), 1221 nucleotides. NCBI's taxonomy places the organism in Eukaryota, Metazoa, Chordata, Testudines, Emydidae. The record is from RefSeq and is a predicted model, not a curated record.
UUUUAUGAUUUUUCUGUGACCAUUAGUGUCUUCUUGACAGUUCCUUUUGUGUCAUUUAGGUUCAUACAUCCAAAUGGGUGAAUCCAACUUUGACUUAAACUCAUUUUCAGACUACUAUGAGGAGUAUGGGAACUUCACUAAUUAUACUGGCUCUGGCAAUGUGUGUGAAAUGGAUGACCUCCAUGCAUUUGGUGCCCAUCUCACCACCAUCCUGUACUCUCUUGCUUUUGUUCUUAGCCUGCUGGGAAAUAGUUUGGUGUUAUGGAUCCUAAUGAAGUAUGAAAGCCUUGUGUCUUUAACAAACAUCUUCAUCAUGAACCUUUGCAUCUCUGACCUGGUCUUCUCUUGCAUGCUGCCCUUCUGGAUCGUGUAUCAUUUGCAUGGAUGGAUUUUUGGUGAUUUCCUCUGCAAGGCUGUGAAUACUGUUUUCUCCAUCAGCUACUACAGUGGUAUUAUCUUUUUGACCAUAAUGACUAUUCUCCGGUACCUGGCAGUGGUGAACCCCUUGUCGACCUUGAGUACUCAGACACACCAGUGUGGCAUUCAGGUGAGCUUGGCCAUUUGGGCUGCUAGCAUAUUAGUCGUGGUUCCUGAGAUGAUUUUCACCCAAGUGCAGAUUGAUCUGGAUGGUUUCAGUACCUGCGAUUACAUUGACUUACAUUGGAAAAAGGUAGAAAUUUAUCAGCGAAAUGUCUUCUUUCUCUUUUCCUUUGCUGUUAUUGUAUUUUGUUACGUCAAGAUACUGAAAAUUCUGCUCAGAACAAGAUCUCAUAGGAAGCACAGAACUGUGAGACUCAUCUUUACCAUUGUGGUAGCUUUUUUCCUGAGUUGGGCACCUUACAAUAUAUUCUGUUUCCUGCAAACGUUGCCAGCUCAUUACAUCUUUCUGAACUGUGAGAUUCAAAAGAACAUUGCAUAUGCCUUCUACAUCAGCCGCAAAAUUGCCUUUUCCCACUGCUGCCUCAACCCUGUGCUCUAUGUAUUUGUUGGAGUCAAAUUCAGAAGGCAUUUGAUGCACCUGUGCAAUUACCUCUGGCCAUGCAACAAUGGGAAAAUCUCCAGCCCCAGGAUUUAUUCUCAUGGCAAAUUCCACUAUGAAGAUGCUUCCAUUUACUGAAGGCUGCUCUGCAGUGCUAAGCAUGAGUGAAAUAUCCAAAUUUUAAAGCCAUUAACAGUUGAUUUUAGAGGCAUUCACCUGAAAGACACACAAAUUUAUUCUUU